AGAGCGGUCGCGCGGAUGACGCAUGCGUGGCUGGGCUUGGAGGGGGGUGUGUGUGUGUGUGUAAGACUGACCGGGCACGCGCAAGCGCGCGGCCGUGCUGCGGGGUCGUGCGAGUGGGCGGGUGACGCAUGCGCGGGCAGCCGCGGCCUUAAGGGCGGCGGCGGCCCAGGCGGCCCAGUCGGCCUGUCAGCCGGCUACGAGGCACAGCCCGGCGCUUGCGCAGCACGGCGGCCAUGGCGGCGGAGGAGGAGGACACUGGCGAAAGGUGUCCCCUGUGCAUACAAAAAAGAACCUGUUCGUAUAUCUAAUGGAAAUAAAAUAUGGACACUGAAGUUCUCUCACGAUAUUCCCCAUAAGACUCCACUUGUCCUCCUCCACGGUUUUGGAGGAGGUCUUGGACUCUGGGCACUGAAUUUUGGAGACCUUUGCACCGAUAGACCCGUCUAUGCUUUUGACCUGCUGGGCUUUGGGCGAAGUAGCAGGCCCAGGUUUGACAGUGACGCCGAAGAAGUGGAGAAUCAGUUCGUGGAAUCCAUUGAAGAGUGGAGGUGCGCCCUCGGCCUGGACAAAGUGAUCCUGCUUGGACACAACCUGGGUGGGUUCUUGGCUGCUGCUUACUCACUGAAGUACCCAUCAAGGGUUAAUCAUCUCAUUUUAGUGGAGCCUUGGGGUUUUCCUGAGCGACCAGACCUUGCUGAUCAAGACAGACCAAUUCCAGUUUGGAUCAGAGCCUUGGGGGCAGCACUGACUCCCUUCAACCCGUUAGCUGGCCUCAGGAUUGCAGGGCCCUUUGGUUUAAGUCUAGUACAGCGUUUAAGACCUGAUUUCAAACGGAAGUAUGCUUCCAUGUUUGAAGACGAUACUGUCACGGAAUACAUCUACCACUGUAAUGUGCAGACUCCGAGCGGGGAGACAGCGUUCAAAAAUAUGACUAUUCCUUAUGGAUGGGCAAAAAGGCCAAUGCUCCAGCGGAUUGGUAAAAUGCAUCCUGACAUUCCAGUUUCAGUCAUCUAUGGUGCCCGGUCCUGCAUAGAUGGCAAUUCUGGCACCAGCAUCCAGUCGUUACGACCGCAUUCAUACGUGAAGACGAUAGCCAUUCUCGGGGCAGGGCAUUAUGUGUACGCAGAUCAACCGGAAGACUUCAACCAGAAAGUGAAGGAGAUCUGUGACUCUGUGGACUGAAGGGGACGUGAGAAAACCUGCUGUCUGACAAAUUCCUCGGCCAUAAAAUAAUUCAGUCUGCGGUGAAGAGUAAGGAAUACGAGAGAAGCAGGCAGUGUCCUUGACUGCACUUUGCACAUGUUUUCUUUGUGAAGCUGCUUGCACAUUUAAACCAGUUAGUGCUUUCUAGAGCAAUGCCUUUCUUUUCUCCUACACAAAGUCGAAACAUGCAAGAGUCUCCAAAUCUAAUAGCUUUAAUAAAAGGUGGUUUGUCCCUCUGCUGUACUGAAACAUGGUAAUUUUUCAACUGAAUUUUUUAAAUUACUAUCUAACUUUGCUAUGUCAGGUACUUUUAUGUUUCAGUCUAUAUUGCCUAUUUUAAAAAGUGACUUCUGAGUCUAUUAUUUUAUAUACUGUAAAGGUGCACUUUAUUUUCUUUGUCUGCCUGUAUUUACCUUGUCUAAUAACUGAUACAGGGCAUCAAAAUUCACUGUUUUUAUGUAAAAAUUUGUCGCUUGUUUAGCAUACUUUACUUCAUUUUUGAAAUGGAGCGGGGAGACAGCGUUUUGGUUAAAAAGAUAGGAAUUGAUCACUAGCACUAAUUUUUCUGAUUUUCCUCUGUUCUCUGCUUAAGGCUGCAAAGCCAUGUUCAGCAUUUUAAAUGUGAUCCAUCCUGACAUAUCUGCAGCAGCAUAGCUCCUUGGAACCUUCUGGUGUGAUAUAAUUCUACACUUCUAGUGAAAUGUGGUAUUAAUACUUAAGUGAUUCAGGUACUGAAAAGCCUUAACUAAAAGUCUGUCCUUCCCCUCCCCCCAUUAGUAUAUUCUUUUCUAUGAGCCAGGAUGCAGCAAAAGGAAUAGAUUUCCUCACUGAAGACUGUUACCUUCUAAUAAGCCAAAUCAUAUAUUUUCAUUAACAUCUAACUUGUAGAUGGGUGCUAAAUAUGGAUUAUAUUUUAACCACUAAAAUAUAAAAAUAGCUUGUGCUAUUACGUCUCAUGGCACCAGAAAUGAGCUAACACUUGGGUUUUUUGGGGUUUUUUUAAGAGGUUUAUGUUGAUUAAAUAAUAUACGUAGUUGAAGUCAUACUACAAAAAUUCUAUAAGGUUGACUGAACUAUUAGACAAUGACUACCAUCAGUGUAGUACUUUUUUGCUAUUUUAAAAUGAGGUAAACUUCGAAAAUGUGAAUAAGUUCUAUGUGGUAACUGGCUGCUGAAAAGACCCUCUGAAAAUUGAAUGGGAUUGUCACCAAUAAGGCAUUUUUGCCUUGUGUUUUGCUAAUGUUGCUUGUCUAGGAGAAAGGUGGUUAUGUAAAUAAAAAAAAAAAGUGAACCUAGAGCAAUAAUGGUUUACUGGUUUUGACUGCUGCAUUUUAAAAAUGGUUAAUCAGGGAAUUUCUAGUGGUUAAGAGAUGUAAGGUUGUAUUACUGUUGACUAACUGCCAAAAAUACCGAAUGUUCUAUUUUCAACAUCUCCCCUACAGACGAAUAGGCAGAUUAUACAAAUUACACUGAAGCAUGACAGAUAGCUUCCCAAUGAAUGUCUCACUUGUCAGAUGAAGUAGGUCAGUGCAGAAGGAAACAUGAGAGCCAAGGCGUUGUCAGAUUUCUGUGUUGUCAGAUUUCUCUACCUUAAGAACAAAAGAAGCCUUUAUUUUUUAGUGUUUUGGGUGGCCAGAUUCAAACUCUAUACAGGUAAUUUGGGUCAGAUUUUUGUGUGACAGGUUGUCCAGUCUCUCUUAAUUAUUCUUUGCUGGACUAAUGACAGUUUUCACUUGUACAGGAGGGUUUUUAAAAGUUAAAUUUUACCUUGGCCUAUAGUAUAUGUAAUUUUGUGAAGACGGAGCUAGCAGAGAAAGUUACAAUCCUCAAAUUCCUCAAAAUACAGUGGGUGCUAAAUGUUUUUUUUAAUCUAUUACAGUAUUUGAUCUUUGCUAAAUUAUGCACAAUGUACUUUGACUUGAUUUUACAGAAUAAAUUUUACUGUGAUAGUUGCAA
This is a messenger RNA of Rhinolophus ferrumequinum (greater horseshoe bat), 3159 nucleotides long. RefSeq names its product abhydrolase domain containing 5, lysophosphatidic acid acyltransferase (gene ABHD5). The record is from RefSeq and is a predicted model, not a curated record. Gene Ontology annotation, biological process: positive regulation of triglyceride catabolic process; negative regulation of triglyceride storage. The coding region runs from base 16 to 1182 and encodes 388 amino acids. Gene Ontology annotation, cellular component: lipid droplet. NCBI's taxonomy places the organism in Eukaryota, Metazoa, Chordata, Mammalia, Chiroptera, Rhinolophidae. The transcript is spliced from 6 exons.